Messenger RNA from Homo sapiens (human), 2263 nucleotides. RefSeq names its product IQ motif containing M (gene IQCM). The record is from RefSeq and is a predicted model, not a curated record. NCBI's taxonomy places the organism in Eukaryota, Metazoa, Chordata, Mammalia, Primates, Hominidae. The transcript is spliced from 17 exons. The coding region runs from base 477 to 2021 and encodes 514 amino acids.
AAAGAAGACAGGCAUAUGUGAGAAGAAGCAAUCAGAAGAUUGGCAGGAUUUAGGAAUCUAUUUGAAAUAUUCAUUACCUAUUUUGAAUUGGUCUUAAAAAUUUAAAGAAAUAUAAAGCUGGAUAAUUAAAGAUAAAUAAUAAAGGAAGAAUACAAGGUUUCUAUGCUGUGAAGCAACUGAGAUUAUUAUGAUUUUGGGGCAGUGAAUUUGUUUCUAGAAGUUUUGUUGGAACUAAGGCAGAAAGGAAGAAGAACAAAUGACCUUGGAAUGAAAAACUUUAAGGAAAUAUUUACGCAUAGGGAUUGCAAUUAUUCAAAAAUCAUUUUAACUUGUCAUGUUAAUGAUAAGAGUGAUGAUCAGCAAAGUUACUCCACCUAACCACUAUGAAUGAUAGUCUUGUCUCACCAACCCCAGCCCAUCAUCUGUUGGACUUGGAGCUCACACUUUAAAAAAGAAGAUCAUUCUAACUGCCCCUCAUGACUACUGAAGAGGCUAUGCCUGAAAAAGCAAAAUGUCCUACAUUAGAGAUCACCAAGCAAGACUUUUUUCAAGAAGCAAAAACUCUCAUUGCCCAACAUUAUGAGAAAAUAAAUGAGAAUAAAGUUCAAGGUACUUCUAUAAAUGUUUUUAGAAAGAAACACCAAAAACCGAAAUCUGGCAAAUACAUACCUUUGGAGAUUGACAAAAAGGUAACACGUGAUGUGGUGCAAGAACAUCGGGCCGCACUCAGAAGGAUUUGCUUUCCCAAGGAGCUUUCCAAAAGCGAGCAUCUUCAGGAACCCCCACAACGAAUCUCCUUCAAGGAACCACACAUUUUUAGUAGAAGAGAAAGAUGCAGGCCCAUAGAUCUAAUUACAAAAGGACAAGUUAAAUUGGAUAAAAUCAUGACUAUUAUUGAACCAGUGAGUAAAAAAAUGGAGACAGCAAAGCAACAGCACUUUGAGGAGUCCAGAAACAGAAUGUUGGAAUUACUCUAUCCCUUUCCUGUCCAUCUUUACUUACAACCUGGGACCUCUAACUUGGAACUUCUGAAAGAACCUGACAAAGCAUUCUAUGACUGGAGAGGAUUUGUGCUGACAAGGUCUUUCCGUUUGGCUUGUGACUCCCGUCGAGUUAGUUUCUCUCAAUCAUCAUCAAUAUUUCGGGAUUAUUAUUCUAUUGUUUGCAGUUGGCAUAUAAACAUGCUACUGAUUUUCAAAACCUUUAAAACCCUUAUUAAAAAGGAGCGACAACCUAUCAAGCCAGAACCAAAAUCACAACCCAGGAUAAAAGGUACUCCAAAUAAAACUGAUAAACUUGACAGUAAAGUUAAAAGAAUUGGACCACACAUAGAAAUCUUCCAAGUGUUCCGAGAAAGAAAAAAAUUCAUGAUUACCCCAAAAUUGAUUAGAAUGGUCACCGUCAUGCAGGCACAUGUCAGGGGAUGGCUUGAACGGAAAAGAUUGCAAAGAGUAAUGACCAAGGCUUUGGAUCAUGGACCAGAUAUGAAAGCAGUUAUUAACAUGUAUGGCAGACUAAUCCACCGUGUUAGAUAUCGACGUGGUCUUUGGAGGACAAGACAAAUUCUCAACUUAGCAGAGCUAGAGGAGUGGAUGGACCGAAAAAAAUUCUAUGAAAUAAUGUUUGCUAAGAGGGAAGAUUGGCCAAAAAUUGAAAGAAAUGAGCUCCCCAAUUUCUUCAGUGACUGUGGUCAUUUCCCAACUCAGAAACAAGUUGAUGAUACUUGGGACCUGGUCCAUCAAGAUGGCAAAGAAAAAUAUUCUGAACUAAUCAAAAAGUCCAAAGCAAUUGAAAUGUUAUUUACACUCUAUCCUCCUGAAGGUGCACAUGUGCCUGACAGUACACUACUCAAGUCGACUUGGUUGAGACCCAUAGUAAAUGGGGAAGAAGGUUAUAGAUAUAUAGUAAAUGGACAUCCAGCACUCAAACGAGCUAACAUCCGGGUUGUUGGAAAGUUGGUGGCCCGAUCCAUAAGAGAAAGGAAAAUGAGACAACAUUAUAAGUCAUGUAAAGUUGAAUGAUGUUUCCAACAUAUUAUUACCUGUAAUAGUUAAACUUCUCUACCCAAAGAGACAAGUUAACACUGGAGGUGGAUCAAUUCUGUAUGAGUAGGAAGAAAGGAUAAAAAUCUUUGAAUAUAGAAAGAACUUUGACAAGUUUAUCUAUAAUUUCUAGUAUUUUUGGAUGAACACCAUUCAUUUGAUCUCCUUCAUAAAAAACAUCUCUUUUAUCAUAAUGAAGUAAACCUGCAGAGUGUCAAGUA